Molecule: messenger RNA, 2163 nt
Organism: Fomitopsis serialis
Lineage: Eukaryota; Fungi; Basidiomycota; Agaricomycetes; Polyporales; Fomitopsidaceae
Exons: 20
Coding region: 1-2163 (720 amino acids)
Biological process (GO): cellular response to heat
Cellular component (GO): cytoplasm; cytosol
Molecular function (GO): ATP binding; ATP hydrolysis activity
Source: RefSeq, a predicted model, not a curated record
AUGGCCUUUCUCCGCUUCCUCGCCACUCUCAUGGAGCGUGCAGCUGUCGUAUUCUGGAGGCUUUUACCCUUGCUGAACGGGACAACCGUUUUCUUCGCUAAGCACGUUCUCUCCUGCCAAGCCAUCGCGCAGGCGGAGAAUGGCGAACUGCAAAUUGAUAACAGUGACGGUGGCGCCUUGCUCAUCGCCCUGCUGCCGUGUGAUCGAUUUCUCUGGUUGAUCUCAGAAAUUGCCACGGUCGGAAGUCGCUGCGAUAUGCCGCCGUUGAACACCGAUGCAGCACAAUUGACGGUGCUUUGGCAUGAAAGCUGCAUGAUGCCUGCCACAUUGGCACUCGCCCUGUCCCUGCCGUACACGAGCUCACUACGCUCGUGGACAAAUUCGAGCAUGCUUGGCAUAUGGGGCUUUUGGGGAGAACCUGCAUCAUGGAGGGUACUCUUGGCUGAUUUCUUGUCGCGGCGCCAAAAUCACAAAAAGUUCGCACGACGCGACCUUGCGGCCUCUUGCUCAGAAUCGCUGUUUCUCGCUCAAUUCUCAACGUAUUGGCUCGGCAACUACAGCGUUCGAUUCGCCUCGAACAUGGCAAAAUUCGAAGGUCUCAAAAUCUCGAUUUUCGGGUGCGCGCGCGAAGGAGAACGGCGGCGGCGAGCGGAGGAGAGGCCAGGGAGCGUCGGGAAUGGCUGGGACAUGUUUGGUUGGGUAGUAUGCAGUGCCCAAAAAUGCGAUGCGUUCGAAUCGUCUCGCCGAGACGCAGCACCUGGUAUAAAGAACACGGCAAGAUUCGCGAAACUCAAAAUCUUGAUUCCCGGAUUCCGGCUCAGCAGGAGUGGUCUGCAGAACAAGCAGCGCCCAAUUGCGCUUCUUGCUCGUGGGACCUUCUGGUACGAGCAAGAUGUUCAUGAACAUGACGCCAAGAUACGUAUCGACGGCUCCGAAUACUCUGGGAAGCACUCCAUCACACGUCUCAUUGGUGCUCCUCCGAGCUACGUCGGCCGCGACCAGGGCGUCCAGCUCACGGACUACAUCCGCCGGAAGCCGAACUCGAUCGUGCUCAACGAUGAGAUUGAGACGGCCUCGCGCGAAUUCGUUGCGCUCUUCCUGCAGACGGUCAAGCUCGCGUGGUUGAGCAACCUCAGCGCGAUGUGUCCCCGUCAGGCCCGAGACGCGCAAGCUCGUCAUGGGCGCGACCCGCGUACAUUCCCGCCGUCUGGUACGUGCUAUUCUCGGAGGUCUGAGAGGUGGCGUCGGGGGUGGUGGGCGAGUCGACUCGAUCCCACUGCCUCAUCAAAAUACACCAUGCACCCGCCGCUGCAGAGCGCAGAGCAAGAGAAAUGCUGUAACUCGGGCUGCGUGCAUGCACGCCAACUGUCCUUCGCCUCGCGCACGCCCUCAAGUACUGCCACGAACGUUGCCCGGCACGCCCGACCCUCUACUCCGCAUUACUUCUUGACCUUCCGCUACCCAGACAUCGGCCGAGGCCGCGGGCGCGAUGAUCCGGCGAAACCACUGCGGAUCUCUGCGUCCUCGCACUCUUUGAGGGACUCGGAGAAGAGAUGCACACGAUGCAGUCCGGGAUCGACGUCACUUUGCAACUUUGUGAUCGCUGCUCAAGCUAUUGACAAUGUCUCCUCUACACGGAGUACAAUUGUUUCGCAGCCUCCUUCCAUAGAGCUGAGAGAAGUAUCUCCAGAUGAAAGGCAAUUCCUGUUCAUGUUGUACAUAGGGCAAAUCACUUUCGGGGCAAUAGGUCUGUACCUUGGGAACGAAGGCGAUGAGCCUGUCGACUUUAGCAAGAAAGCCAGCAUCAUAUUUGUCCGCCUCCCAAGCGGGUAUUUCGUCUUGAUGGUGAAGGCCAAAGACUCGAGCCCUGGAGUCGAUGAUAGACUCCAUACAGUAAUGUUGACGGCGGAGGUCUCAUUCCGGUUUGACGAGGAUCCCCCGACGACGCAAUGGCUGCAAGAAGGCAGCUCAUUUACCAUCCACUUCGAUGACUGCGACGGAUUAAGGGCCUUGAUGCGCUGCAUCCUCAUCGCGCGGUCUGCUUGCACCGCAGUCAACACUGAGGUUGCUCGAGAUGAGGCCGAUACUCUUCAAGCACGACUGAAACACAUGGACGAAGCAGCGAUCAUUGCUGCUAUAGAGACCUCGACGGCAAAGGUCUAG